AUGUCGUCCGAGACGACGGACGCGCGGCGCCACCUGGCGAGCGUCGUCACGGCAACGGCCGCCUCGAUGGAGGAGAUACUGGCGACGGCGCGCCUCCGAGCCGCGGGAUCCGUCGAGGAGUUUCUCGAGCGAGACUACGGCUGCAUGGGCCGCGCGCUCGGAGUCUACCGCGACAUGCUGGCGGGAGUCGGCUGCGCGACGCGGCGGCAGGCCGAGGACGCGUGGGGGCGCUGCUACGCAAACCGCGACGUCCGCGAGUCCGUCGACGACCUCCUCGAGGUAGAGGGCGCCUGGAACGCGUUCCUGCACGACGUUGACGACCGCGCGCGUCGCCGCAGCAACGACGGCGGCGGCGACGGCGGCGGCGGCGGCGUCGAGGUCGGCGACCCGGCGCCGGGCGACGCGCGGCUCCGUGACGCGGGCACGCGCGCUGAGGUCGCGCUCGCCGACUACCUAGGGGGCGCCGCCGUCGUCGUCGUGCUGCUGCGUCACUUUGCUUGA
Priapulus caudatus is the source of this 501-nucleotide messenger RNA. RefSeq lists its product as uncharacterized. The record is from RefSeq and is a predicted model, not a curated record. Lineage: Eukaryota; Metazoa; Priapulida; Priapulimorpha; Priapulimorphida; Priapulidae. The transcript has a single exon. The coding region runs from base 1 to 501 and encodes 166 amino acids.